Eruca vesicaria subsp. sativa (arugula) is the source of this 294-nucleotide messenger RNA. Lineage: Eukaryota; Viridiplantae; Streptophyta; Magnoliopsida; Brassicales; Brassicaceae. The record is from the annotation of a GenBank genome assembly.
AUGAUUCACAUCAAUCUGGAAGGAAGACACUACAUCGUGGUAGUGGAAAAUGGGUUUACCUAUUAUGUUAACAUUGGUCUUGAUAUAACCAUUAUACAUGAGAGCAAAUGGAUGCUAUGUGGUGGUUUUGGUACUGUUGGUUCACGAGAUCCUGAUAGAGGUGGGAUUUUUGAUAUUUUGGAUUUGAUCAUUGAAGCACAAGGAGAGGAUAUGGUCUCUUUAAACCUGUUACGGGCUUCUAAUGGAGAGAUUAUUGCUUUCCAAAUGGGUUUGGGAGGCUCAUUUGUGAUGUGA